Messenger RNA from Trichomonas vaginalis G3, 1155 nucleotides. RefSeq names its product spectrin binding. Lineage: Eukaryota; Parabasalia; Trichomonadida; Trichomonadidae. Gene Ontology annotation, cellular component: cytoplasm; nucleus. The transcript has a single exon. Bases 1 to 1155 code for a protein of 384 amino acids. Gene Ontology annotation, molecular function: protein binding. The record is from RefSeq and is a predicted model, not a curated record.
AUGGCAGCAAAAUAUAAUAGUAAAGAAAUGGCCGAACUUCUUAUUUCGCAUGGUGCAAAUAUUAAUGAAAAAGAUGACAAUGAAAAAACCGCUCUUCAUUAUGCAAUCAAAAAAAAUUAUAAAGAAAUAGCUGAAAUUCUUAUUUUACAUGGUGCAAAUGUCAAUGAAAAAUAUAAAAAUGGGGAUACCCCUCUUUGCUCUGCAAUAAUUCAUAUGAAUGAAAUAGUGGAACUUCUCAUUUCGCAUGGUGCAAAUAUCAAUGAAAAAGUUAAAUAUGGAAACACCGCUCUUCAUAUUGCAGCAGAAUAUAAUAGAAAAGAAACAGUCAAGCUUCUUUUUUCACAUGGUGCAAAUAUCAAUGAAAAAGGUAAAGAUGAUAAUACAGCUCUUCAUUAUACAGCAGGAUGCAAUAGCAAAGAAAUUACCGAAUUUCUUCUUUCACAUGGCGCAAAUAUCAAUGAAAAAAAUAAAUAUGGAUCAACAGCUCGUCAUGAAGCAGCAUAUUAUAAUAGAAAAGAAAAUGCUGAAUUUCUUAUUUUACACGAUGCAAAAAUCAAUGAAAAAGAUCAAAAUGGAGAAACAGCUCUUCAUGAAGCAGUACAUGUAAAUAGUAAAGAAACUGCAGAACUUCUUAUUUUACAUGGUGCCAACGUCAAUGAAAAAGAUGAAUAUGGAACAACAGCUCUUCAUGAAGCAGCAUAUUUUAAUAGAAAAGAAAUAGCUGAAUUUCUUCUUUCACAUGGUGCAAACAUCAAUGAAAUUAAUAAAUAUGGACAAAUAGCUCUUCUUAGAGCAAUAUAUCAUCAUGGAAAGGAAACCGCUGAAUUUCUUCUUUCACGUGGUGCAAAUAUUAAUGAAAAAGAUAAAGAUGGGAAAACCACUCUUCAUUAUGCCGCAGAAUUUAACAAUAAAAUUGUAAUAAGUUUUCUUAUUUCACAUGGUGUGGAUGUCAAUGAAAAAGAUAAUGAUGGGAAAACCGCUCUUCAUUAUGCCGCAGUAAAAAACAGAGAAGAAGCAGCCGAAUUUCUUAUUUCACAUGGUGCGAAUAUCAGCAUAAAAGAUAAAGUCGGGAAAACGCCUCUGCACUAUGCAAUAGAACAUGAUUGUGAAGAAACAGCCAAUAUUCUUCUUUCACAUGGUGCAAAAAUAUUAUAA